Polychytrium aggregatum is the source of this 498-nucleotide messenger RNA. RefSeq lists its product as uncharacterized. Bases 1 to 498 code for a protein of 165 amino acids. The transcript is spliced from 3 exons. The record is from RefSeq and is a predicted model, not a curated record. Lineage: Eukaryota; Fungi; Chytridiomycota; Chytridiomycetes; Polychytriales.
AUGGCGAGCAUCCUGUGCCAUGGCAUAUAUGCCGCUCCCGUGCUCGGAGAGCACCAAAUGAACACUGCGGCCACCGGGUGGCAAAUCUGCCAGUCCGUGGGAUUCUGCAUUGCCGAUGUUCAUACUCAGAAUUACUGCUGGGAUGACCUAUCGUAUCUCCUAGCGCAUCCGCCCGCCAAGAGCUGGCAGGACCAACCCAAGUACUGCACGCAGUGCAACCGCCUCAUUAUCGAGUACUUCAACUCCACCACCAGUGGCAGCCCAUCCAACACCCCAUACUUUAGCGUUGGUGGUCUCAAACACAACCUUGAUCAGCAUUGCGGCCAAGGCUUCCUCUCGACCGGCACAAUCACCCAGCCGGGCAAGCUGAAGGGCCACACUGUUUCGGAUAGCGAUAUCUUUAUCUCGUUUGACUCGCCGGUGCCCCGCCGCCACUCGACAGUCCAGAAACCCUCCCGAUCCCUAAGCCAUCCGACCGCGCACCCGUCCAUGAUCUAA